AUUUUAGAACCAUUUUACUAUUGUGAACGGCUCAAAGGACAAAUUACUGUCAAAAUAAUAAAAAUUGUUAUACAGGCUGACUUCCUAAAUGUAUUUUGCAUUGCAAUCGAACAAUGUAUUACAUUCCCAAACGCAGUUGCUAAAACUUUGACAAAGUAUCGUAUUCCUAAUAGCAACCCUGCCCGAUAAAUGCGCAGAAAAAAGCAAUUGGCGCAUCACUAACAUUGUUGAUACAUUUAUUCUACAAUUCUAUUCUACAAUGGCGACCGAAGAAGAAACGUUUUAGUCGCUGUCGAAUCAUCUGUUCCAUCGGUUGCUUUGGUACCUCAAACAAAAUCAUCUGUUCAAGAAAAUUUUUACAGUACAAUCUCAGGUCCAAGGUCCUAUGGAUCGUUGUAUAAACAAUGCUAAUUCUUUUUCAGCUUUAUUGACGUAUUAACCUUUCUUCACAGAAACUGAGAUGAAGACUGUUGAGCUGGGCGCUUAUCUCAUGGAAGAGAGGAAAACAAUAGAAAAUUUGAGCUUGAAAUUAAGAAAUAUAUGCAAUGACUGGGGUCUUGAUGAUAGUAAAAUAGCAGCAUUCGUUUCAGACGGGGGCGCAAACAUCAAAGGAGCUAUUAAAAGUGAGUUCGGCGAUGGGAAACACAUUUCAUGUUUUGGACAUGUAAUAAAUAAUAUUGGUCAGCGCCUUAUCGAAGUUAAUAUUACUCCACCUUCAUCUGAAUCUCGAAAUCAAGUUUCCGACUUACCCGCUGAUGAAAAUGAUGCUAUUGACAAUCUUGAAGACUUAAUUACAGAUCAUACUGAGCAAUCCUCAUUGCGUGAGCUAUUGUCAAAAGUUAAACAAAUUGUCACAUUCUUUCGACAAAGUGAAAGAGCGACUACAGAGCUGCUGAAAUUACAGAAGGACAAGCCUGAAAAUUCUCGUCUGAAAUUAAUUCAGGAAGUGCGAACGAGAUGGAACUCCUGUUUUGAAAUGGUUGACCGUUUCAUUGUGCUUGCUGAUCAUGUCAGUAAAGUGCUUUUACAAGUGAAGAUGGACAAAUCUUUGAAAGCUAAGCCACCUAACAUGAUCACAGGUGAGGAAAUCGAUGCGUUAGUAGAAGUUCGUGACAUCUUAAAACCUCUCUUGCAAAUAACUCAAGAAGUUUGUUUUGAGAAAUGUGUAACAUUGAGCAAGUGCAUUCCUUUGAUUUCAAGUCUUAGAAAAAAGAUUGAAGAGUUAACGCCAGAAACUUUAAUUGGGCGACAUUUGAAAAAGAGAAUGGUUCAAGACAUCGAAACAAAAUACGGCAAUAUUGAAUCCGUAAAACUGUACGCUUGUGCAUCAUUGGUUGAUCCUCGUUAUAAAAAGUUUGGUUUUCAAAGUAUUCGGGAUUCUGCACGAGCGGUAACUAAUGUCGCUGAUCUUGUCAAGACAGAACGAAAAUUAGCAUUGGCAGCAACGGUGGCAAAUAUUAACCCUCAAGAUGAGAUAUUAGCUAUUUGAGGUCCGGAAUCUCAGAAAACGAACGAUGACAAUGAUGAUUUAUGGUCUUAUUUUGAUAACACUGUGAGUUGUAGUUCCAAUCUUGCAGAUUCUGAUGAGGCUUUGGGAUUACCAAUACAAUUACGACAAUAUUUGACACGCCCGGCUGUCAAUCGGAAACAAAAUCCUAAUCCGUUCACUGUGUGGGAAAGUAUGAAAUAUGAAUAUCCGUAUCUAUGGAAAGUAGCUAAAAAGUACUUGCCAAUAGUUGCAACGUCUGUACCCUGUGAGCGAUUAUUUUCACAUGCAGGACUUAUCGCAAAUCAGUUGAGGAGUCGCUUAUCACCUCAGCACAUUAAUAAGCUAAUAUUUUUAAGAUCAAUCGGCGAAGAAAUGUGGUUUUCGUAGUUAUUUAUUUUUAAAUUUUUUGUUUUUUAAUUAAAAAAAGCAAUUUUAUUGUCCAAUACCAAAAUGUAUGCAAUGAAAUCCUAAAAUACUUUUUAUAAUAUGUUAAAAACUAAAAAAAUAUUGAUAUAUCUAAUGAAUUUCGUGUACUAGUUGCUUAAUUUAUAAAAAGUCAACUUAAGUCACAAAAGUCGACUAUCGGGGUUGAUUAAUUGACUUCCAGAAUCGAAAAACUAGAAGUCAAUUCCAAAGUCAAAAAUCGAUUCCGCUCGCGCUCUUUCCAUCCCUAUACUUGCCUCCUAUUGGUCAAGUUUUGACAACUUACCGUCUGUUAAUGGCAUCAUAUAUUUUAAUGUUUGGCAUGUUAUAUAUAUGUUACCUCUGCUGAAGCAUAUGUUAGCACCUAUGUUACCCCUAUGUUAUUCAGAACAGAUGUAUUUGUUACCGAACGGGUCAUUGUUUUGGUUAGCAGUUUGUUACCUAUAUUUGUUAUAUCUUUCCGCUAACAGGUAAAAACAAUUCAUUUUUUUUUGUUUUUUAAUUUAUUUUAUUACAUUUUCAAUCAUUACAAAAUCAAAUAUGUAGAUAGUACAAUCUUAUAAACUUAAACAGUUGCGUACCAUGGCACGAUUCCGAUUACUUUGGCGGUCGGGGUUUGACAACUCCGAUUGGUAUAAAUGGGGUAUCGGGUGAAAGAGGAGGCUCUCCAGAGCAGGAAUAGAUAUAAAAUAUUCUUGAUCAGAGUUAUAGGCGUAUCACACACACAAUUUUUUCACAUUUUUCACUUCAUAUAUGUAUUGAAAAGUACGCUAUUCACAUACAAUUUAAUUCAAAUUCUAAAUUUAUUUAAGGUUUUUUAAGCAAAAAUUACUUCUUUUAAAAAUCACUUCGCACACUAAUAGCCAGGGAUAAAGGGAUGUCCAACUUAUUCCAGUGUGAGAGCGCCUCAACAUUUUGCAUUAUUACCAGAUAAGACAAAAUACUAAUUUUUGGGCAUUUAAAUAAAAAUACCCAACAUUUAUUAUGAAUAAAAAUUAUUAUAUACUGAAAAUUUAAUAUAAAAUAACUUAUUUCAAUUUCAUUUAGCGAUAAAUUGGUAUAUUAAAAUAGCCGGUUUUCGAAGUUUCAGUAAUAAAUAUGGUCAAUUAUUAAGUGUCAACUGAAAAUAAAUCAAUUUCUUUUAUAAUUUUCCAUGAAAAAUUAUUUUCUCGAUACUGCAAUUCACAAACAUAUUUUUAAACCACUUUUAAAUUACGCGUUUUCAUUGAUAUUUAUUGUUUUAAGUUCUUAUUAGUGAUCUUGCAAGGCGGCUGAAAAUGUCUCCAUCGCAUUAUUUUUUUGGCAACAUUUCAAUCUGGCCUUUCCAGUUUCCUAAUUGCGAAACGUCAAAACCUCCUCAUCUCGACAAACUGUCAAAGUUUAGGAGGUUUUGACGUUUACAAUUGCGCUCUCACUUCCAGUGAUAUGAGAGUUGUACAUAUCUUUAUCUCUGCUAAUAGCUGAAAAGGAUUCUGUGCUUACAAUUAUGUGGAAACAGAACGUUGCCACAUGGUAGAAACCACAGAUAAUGGUUUUUUUAAUGACUGCGUGUUAUUUAUUUGCAUAUCACAACUUUUUGUCGUAGAACUUUCUUCUGCAUCAAGUAUGUAUAUAAAAAACUUUGCAGGGAUGUCUGAAAUUGUUUUUUCGCAUAGAACUCCUUACAUCAUUGGGGGCCUUCGGCCGCGCUUAAAAAAAUUACCCUGGUGGAGCCAAAACCGGGGUGUCCGAAGUUUUUUUUUUGUGUAGAACUCCUUUCUGUACUAGCGGCCUUCGGCCGCGCUUCAAAAAUAUUACCCUGGUCGAGCCAAAACCAGGGGUGUCCGAAGUUUUUUCGCGUAGAAUUCCUUUUUGCACUGGCGGCUUUCGGCCGCGCUUCAAAAAAAUUACCCUCGUCAAGCCAAACCAGGGGUGUCCGAAGUUUUUUUUGUGUAGAACUCCUUUCUGCACAGGGGACCUUCGGCCGCGCUUCAAAAAAAUAACCUUGGUCGAGCCAACACAAGUGUUAACAACAUAAGGGACUGUUAUCGAUAUUAUAUUUUUAAAUUUAUUUUGUUAAAUAAAAUAAGAGGAAUUUUGGAAAAAAAAGACGAAUUUUCGCAAAAAGAGGAAUUUAUGGAUGAAUUUAUAUAUGGUAUCUACAAUGUGGCAGCGCUCGUUUUCCGCAUAAUUGUAAACACAUAAAUCUUAGAGUGAAAAGUGAUUUUUAAAAUAAGUAAUUUUUGUUUAAAAAACUUUAAAUAAAUGUAAAAUUUGAAUUUUAUUGAAUGUUAGUAAUGUAAUUUCAAAUAUUUGAGGUGAAAAAAGAGCGUAAAAUGUGUUAAAGUGUUAAAUUGUUUGGCGAAAUUUUUUAUUUUUUGAUCUUUAAAGCGGAGUAUCUCGAAAACUAGGCGUCUGCGGUACCUAUAAUCCUAUAUAUUUUUUAAUCGGGAGGACGUCCUCCAAUGGUGCCCUCAGAUCGCGGCGCCAUAGUAAUCGGAAUUGUGCCCUUACCGUGAACAGCAUAAUUAUAAUUCAUUUUCAUUUUAUUAGAAUAAAGCUGAUUUAAAAACUUUGGCACUGUUGUCUUUCACCAAUUCGGACUUGUAAAUCACAAAAUAUGCUACACGUGCAAUAAUUAUCUCGCGGUCCACGAUCCGCGAUAUCGAUUUCAAUAUAUUUAAAUAUUUAGUGACAUGGAUCAGGAUCCAUCAAUAUUGCAUGCUAAAUGAUCAAUAAAUAUCACGAUAAAUACUGAACGUGUAGCAGGCGCCAUAGCGACAGUGAUUGCUGGGCCUUAAUAUCAGUGAUUGUUGAUUUUUCUUGGAACGAUUAAGUUAACAGAUGUGUUGUAGCGGUAAUUUUUUGGUGUUUGAACUAGAUAUAGUGAAUUUGUAAGAAUGGGUUGUUCAUUGUGAAUAUAUUCAUUUGAAUACUAUUCAACGGUUGAUUUAAAAUAUAUGUUCAAAUACGUAGUUUGAUUUCGUGAAUCGCGUGAUUAAAUUAUAAAUAUAUUAUUGUCAUAAUGUAAAAGUGCGAAGAUAGCUUUUAAUAAAAAAAGAAGUGAAUGGUGGCAAUUUUUUCGACCCAAUAAGUGAAACUCAUGCAAAAUUUAAAAUUUGAAAUGCUUAAUAAACAUAUUAUACUAGUGGGCGGGCCACGCUUUGCUGUGGAUAAGGUAUAUGUAUGUUAAAUCCUAUUCUGGUUAACUAUUUGAUAAAGUGAAAUUAUUAGGGAGCAACUAAUUAUAUAAAAAUGUUAUAGCUUUUGCUGUAUCCUGAAGUUAAUGUUGUCAACACUAAAAUCUUUUGCUGCGAAAGUAUCGGGACAACUAAAUCAGUUAUUUUUUUACUUGCAUCUCAAUUAAUUAAUUUUUGUCGUGAACAAUAAGUCAUAAAUUGUCUGGCAGAUUAAUAUUGUAAUGGAUUUCCAAAACCUGUCGUUAACGCUGAAACUCUACCCUGAGUUUGAUCACAGGAUUGCAAAUAAAAGUCACACUUUAAUGGCUAUACACUAAACAUUACUUCUAAUUCCUUAUAACUUAACACUUUAUUACUUAUUACUCUUCUUUACAACUCUAACUUAUAGCUUGUUUAUACUUUACUCGACAACUCUUUCCUUUGACAGUUCAACUCUCUUAUUAGAACUGUGUGCUGCCGCCAGUCCGGCAACCCUUAUAUAGUCGAUUGUAAGCGAUACAUCGGCACUCGAACAUUCUGGCAACUACGAAUAUCGAUGUCUAGAUACAUCUGGCAAAUUAUCGAUUUCGAUUGUCAAUUCGAGUUUGUUCUGGUGCCAUUUUCGUUACAAUGCCCUCCACUUAUGUCUGAUCGUCCGAUACAACGGCACUCGAACAUUCUGGCAACUACGAAUAUCGAUGUCUAGAUACAUCUGGCAAAUUAUCGAUUUCGAUUGCCAAUUCGAGUUUGUUCUGGUGCCAUUUUCGUUACACUGCCCUCCACUUAUGUCUGAUCGUCCCGAUAAGACAUACUUCCAGAACCAAACGCUUAGCAUUUCUUCCCCUAAUUCGUCUUCUAGGACACUGUCGUCCUCCUUAACAUUCCUUUCUCCAUUGGCAUUAAUCCUAAACCUUAAAUCAAUCAGUAACCAAAAAUUAUACUCGCAGUCGUCUACGCCGUUGAUUCCUGGACAGCAGGCCAAUUAGCCAGAAACAUGGAUAUAUGGACAUUCUCUGUACCUGUGGUGAUACCUGUCCACCAGCUUUCUAAAAUGCUCUGCCAAAUUUCGGGUGAAUCUUUCCACCAUGUUAUCGGAUCGUGGAUGUGAUGCUGCUUCAAAUAUUUUCCGGACACAUAGCUUCUGGCACAUCUCCUAACUUUUAAUGUCCACGUCCACCAUCUCUUCAGUAUCUUGGCUUAGAAUUGAGUAUUUCUCCGUCCUAGCCAUCUAACCACUCCUGUUUCCCGAUCUGCAGGUAGGUAAUGGACCAGCUACAACGAUGGCAAUUUGCUCAAAUGGCAUUCCCGAAUUGUACUGCUUCACCUGACCAUGUCUCCUGGAACUCGACUCAUUUACAAUGCAAUCUCUAAUUGAUUGACGACAACCAACCAAAUAAAACUGAAACCGUGAUUCUUAUGUGCACUUCACUUGGACCUUUGUGCAUCUCGUAGCGAACUUUAGGUGAUCUUUCGUUUCGAACAACCAUGAGAGCGCGGGAGCAGUAUCCUCCUUUGACUUUCCACACUCGAUAUAAGCCACCGGCCACCAACUUAAAACUGUUCCACUGUGCCUUUGCGACUAGAGGUUCUGCAGACACCUCUGCUUUCUUUGAACGUUUCACAACUGGAGCUUCAUCUUGAGAUUGUUGUACAUUCCUAUCACAAUCUUUUGUCCAUGACACGUCUGUUUUCUCUGGGGUACCCAUAUCAAUAUAUGUGCCUCCUGCUAACUCAAUUGUGUGAACACCUGUUCUGGAACCUGCGAUGGUAUACACUCUCCAUGCACUUCCAGCUUUGUUGACAACUCUUCUCUUUUUAAGGCACCUCCAUCGACUCCUCUUCUUUCAACUUUGAGGACUCCCCAUUCACUUCCAAUUGUGUUAACAAAAUCUCUCCAUGCGCUACCAAAGUUCUUGAUAUACAAGUCUCAUUCGCUUUCAAAUAUGUGAACAUAUUCUCCUCAUGCAUUUCCAGCUGUGCUAACAUGUCUGCUUUAUUCGAGGUCAGCGAAUGGGUUGAAAGUUGAGUUACAAGCCCGUUUGCGAGAGGCCAUGGAAGAAGAAAACAUCAACGUGGACGAUUUUUAUUUUUGAAUCGCUGUUAGAGGAAUCGACAACGAAAAUUGAGAAAAAGGAAGAUACUCCAUGUUCAUCAGGAGUACUGGACAUGAACAAACUUUUGUCUGCAAUAUCGUCACAGCUGGUCAACGCGAAUGGAAGAACAGGACACACGCUUACCAACAAAGACCAACAAAUAACAGAGCAGAUAUCAGCUCAAGUAUCAGUACAGUUGAAAGAUCACAAGUGACCUCACAAAUACAGGAACUCAAACGCAGAUUUCAGAAGAGCAAGAUAAAGUUAAAGCUGAUGUGGAAGAACUGAAAGAUCGUCUCCGUGACCUGCAACUAAAUUGACUAACGGUGUCAACAAGUUCUGUCAAAGUCAAGACCCCAUCAUUUUACGGCACAACUCCGUUCCAGUUUUUCAAACUCCAAUUUGAAAAGACAGCUACAAGCGUCAAUGGGUGCUGUAGAAAGACAGUAUGGAAGUGAGCAACGGAGACAAAUUUUAAAAAUCGAACUGCAAAAUCGCAAACAGAAAGCUAGUGAGCCUCUGCAAGAAUGGAUAUAAAAAUCCACAGUUUCGUUAAUGGUAUAAGAGACGAGAAUAGGCGCUAUUCUGCACUCGCAUGCCCAAAAUUGACAUUUGCAUAAACAGUGUCCUUUGCUCUAACGCACGAAACUGCCCCCUUACUUAGCAACAUAACAUUUAAAGCUCAUCGUGUAGAAAUAGAAGAGCCUGCCUGGACGCAGAAAUUUUUUGAAGAAAUGCAUAAAAUGCUGGAGAAAUCUGGAGAAACACGGUGAAGACCAUCAACCAACUCUGAAAAGCACCCAAUCGUUAAACUAAACUGGCUCCGUCAAGUGAAUGCCCUUUAAUCUCUGUCUCUCAAAUAAAUAGAAAUACGAACAACGUUACAUUAGUGGAUGCGUGGACGGUAGAAAACGAAUUCUGACUGUGGAUACGGGAGCAACACAUUCCAUAAUUCGAUCGGAUCUAGUUAACAAGGAAGAAAACCACUAGCUGGUGCAAAGUUAUGUACUGCAACUGGAGAUGUUACUCAAGUUCCCGGGAAGUAACGCGCGAAAUUGGAAUAGGAAAGAUAGCCGUGUUACAUAACUUUAUAGUGGCAGAUAUCGUCGACGAAGUCAUAAUUGGAGUAGACUUUCUAGCCAGUAAUGAAGUCAAAUUUGACAUGGAAAACAAAAUUAUGACUUAUAUCAAUAUGGAAGUGCCUCUUAUGUUUGGUUAUGAUAACAAAUGCAACGUUCGACGAGUGUUAAUAACAGAAAAUCAGAAGAUUCCACCAAAAUCAGAAGCAAUUAUUUGGGCAGAAAUAUAUGGAGACUAUGGGACAAACACGUUGUGGGUUGUUGAAGAGGCAAAAGAAUUUACACCAAAUUUACUUACAGGAAAAACCCUGGCUAUGACACGACAAGACAAAAGAGUUCCUGUAAGAGGCCUUAAUGAGUGUAAGCCACCAAUCACAGUCUCCAAAGUAGCUAUAUUAGGGCAGUGUCAGGAGAUUGAGGCCGUAAUAAACUGCGAAACACGUAUUAAAGGAAAUUCUGCGAGUAAAAACGAUAUUUCGAACGAGAUUAACGCUUGGACUAAUGAACUAGAGGUAGACCGUAAAAAGAAGGAUAAACAACUUCUUCUCAAAUACUCCACCAUAUUUGAUAAAGAUGAAUCCAAACCAAUCCGCCAGGCUCCUCGCAGCGUUCCAUUAGCCAAACGUGAAGUUGUAAGCCAAACCAUACGUGAAAUGAGCGAUAGCGGCAUAAUUGAGUCCAUCAUCGAGUCCAUGGAGUUCACCUGUAGUACUUGUGAAGAAGAAAGAUGGCAACAUGAGGUUCUGCGUGGACUAUAGAAAGUUGAAUGAUGUCACGCAGAAAGACAGCUAUCCAUUAGCUAGAAUAGAUGACACUCUAGACCCGCUAUCAGGCACGAAUUGGUUCUCAACACUCGAUUUGAAAAGUGGAUAUUGGCAAGUAGAGGUAAACGAAGAAGACAAAGAAAAGAUGGCUUUCAGCGUUGGAGAUGGUCUAUGGUAAUUCACUGUAAUGCCCUUUGGCUUAUGUAACGCUCCUUCCACUUUGGAGAGACUUAUGGACCAAGUGUUAAAAGGAUUGCACUGAAAGGCAUGCUUGGUGUACCUAGACGAUAUCAUCGUGUUGGGUAAAAGCUUUGAUGAGCAUCUUAAAAAUUUGGAAGAGGUUUUCCAACGCAUAGCUAGCGCUGGAUUAAAACUGAGCCCAAAGAAUUGUUCUCUUUUCAUGAAGGAAGUGAGCUAUUUAGGACACAAGGUGACACCGAAAGAUAUUUGCACAGCUCAAGAAAAGAUAGAGGCAGUGAAAGAUUGGCCUAGACCUGAAAAUUUAUACGAGUUGCGGAGUUUCCUUGGACUGUGUGCCUAUUACCGACGAUUCGUUCCAAAUUUCGCCAGUGUAGCUACUAGCCUCCAUGAACUCACGAAGGAGAACAAAGCCUUUGAGUGGAAUAAAGAACAGAAAUUGGCCUUCCAAACUCUGAAGGAGAGAUUAUGUACUGCGCCAAUGUUAGCAUAUCCAGUUCCAGGGUCAACGUUUAUCUUGGACAUGGAUGCUAGUGGCUAUGCAAUAGGGGGCGUUCUAUCACUAGAGAUUGACGGGAAUGAGAAAGUGGUCGCCUACUCCAGCCAGACGAUAAGUAAGCCAGAGCAGAAUUAUUGCGUAACGCGAAGAGAAUUACUGGUAUUGGUGAAGUCCAUCAAACAUUUCCACAAGUACCUUUAUGGCCAGCGAUUUCGAGUACGGACAGAUCAUGCACCAUUAAAAUGGUUUCUGCAAUUCAAGAAUCCAGAAGUACAGUUGGCACGAUGGAUUGAGAGACUCAAAAGUUAUGACUGCUCUAUAAAGCAUCGCAAAGAUAGCCUUUAUGGCCAGCGAUUUCGAGUACGGACAGAUCACGCACCAUUAAAAUGGCUUUUGCAAUUCAAGCAUCCAGAACGACAAUUGUCACGAUGGAUUGAGAGACUCCAAAGUUAUGACUUCUCUAUAGAGUGAACUGGUAAUGCAUGGAGUAGAGCUGAACAAGCGUCCAACGAGAGAAGAAAUAGCUGCAGAUAGUCCAGUUGCAAAGGCAUAUUGGGCACAGUGGAACAGUUAAAAGUUAGUAUCUGGCUGCUUGCAUCGAGUAUGGCAAAGCGAAGAUGGACAAAGUUCCCGAGCUCUUAUAAUCGUUCCGAAAAUAAAAAUUCCUGAUUUUCUCAAGGAGAUGCAUAACGGUCAUGGAAUCACAUGUAACAUGGGAAUUACCAAAACCUUGGAAAAACUAAAGGAAAGAUUUUAUUGGGUUGGUUGUCGGCAAUUAGUAACGGAGUGGAUUGCUAAUUGUGCUGAGUGCAUUACAGCUAAAGGGUCGAAAACCAGAAGUCACGGGCAGAUGAGUAGUACAAUUCUGGCGCUCCAUUUGAGCGAAUUGCCAUGGAUGUAGCUGGUCCGUUUCCUACCAGUAAAUUAAACAAAUAUGUUUUGGUAGUUAUGGAUUACUUCAGCAAAUGGCCAGAGGUGUACCCAAUUACUAAUCAAGAAGCUGAAACAGUAGCGGAUGUUUUCAUCAAUAAUUGGGUAACGAGAUUGACCAAGGAAGGAAUUUCGAAUGAGCUCUAAUUCAGGCAAUGUGCCACAAACUGGGUAUACGGAAAACUCGUACAACAGCCUUACAUCCACAUUCCGAUGGUAUGGUAGAACGUUUCAAUCGAACUUUGGAAGAACAUCUAAAGAAAGUGGCAGACAAAUAUCAAAAGGAUUGGGAUACCCAUAUAGCAUUGUUCCUGAUGGAUUAUCGGUCUGCCGUUUAUGAAACAACGGAGCAGACUUCAGCAAAGAUAAUCUUUGGUAUUCAUCUUCGGUUACCGAUUGAUUUAAAGCUUGAAAUGAACGCAAAUGGAGGAAAGACUGUUAAGGAAGCCAACAGUGUCCUAGAAGACGAGAUGAGGAAAAUCCAUGCUAUGGUGAGACAGCGCACACAAAUCAUGAGUGAUAAAAUGAAGACAAAAUACGACAAGGCAAUGAACUCUAAAGGAUUUGUGGAAGGAGAUUGGGUGUUGUUAUAUAACCAACAACGGAAGAAAGGAUUGUAUCCCAUAUUUCAAUGCAGUUGAGAAGGACCAUACCAGGUUGUUCAACGGAUAAGUGAUGUGGUGUAUCGCAUACAAACAAGAGGAGGUCUGGAAGACCUAGGAAUAAAUUGAAGGUGGUUCAUCCAGAACUUGCAGCAUUUGGUUCUGGAAGUAUCUCUAAUCGGGCCGAUCAGACUUAAGUGGAGGGCAGUGUGACGAACAUGUAUGCUAGAAUAAACUAGAAUCGACAAUCGAAAUCGAUAACUUGCCAGAUUUAUCCUGACAUCGAUAUUCAAAACAGACAGUGCAUGGGUUUGCCAAUGUUAGUCGCGUUUCCGGAAGACAGUUUUACACCAUUCUUGGCAAUUUCGUCCACAAUCUCGUUGCCUUCAAUGCCUUUAUGUCCUGGCACCCAGUAGAAGUGAAGACACGUGUUCCUAGCAACUCUCUCCACUGCCAUCCUGGUAUCCAAAACAAUUUUGGCCGAAAUGCAAACCGAGGUUGUUGCCUUGAUUGCUGCUUGACUGUCUACGUAGAUAUUGACUUUGAAGUAGCCGGCUGCUGUAUUGAGGGCUAGCUCUGCGGCUUUCCCAAUAGCAAAUACCUCCGCUUGAAAAAUACUGCAGUGGUUCGGAAGUUUAAAAGGCAGCUUUACACCUAACUCCUGACAGUGUAUUCCAGCACCUACCCCGUCCUCCAUUUUCCAGCCAUCCGUGUAGAUAUUCAAUGUGCUGCGUGAGAUUAUCAUUCCCUUAUGCCAGUCUUUUUCCAGGUUCACCUGGAAUCUUAUUUCCCAGUUCAUGAGUGGGGUCAAGUAGUCGGUACUUGUCAAACCGCCCCUACCCACCGAGCUGUGCCCAAAAGUUCUAUACGUAAAUUCCAUUUCCAUUGGCUUUCGGUAAGUUGACUUCUUCAAGCCUGUCCACCACACAAUAGCACCAUAGAGCAGGAUUGGUCUCACUAUCGCUGUGUAGCACCAGUGCAUGAGAGAGGGAGAAAGCCCCCAGGUAGUGCCGAGCAGCUGCCUGCAUGCAUAAAGAGCAUUACUAGCCUUUCUUACCCUUUCUUCCACAUUGUGCUUCCACAGUAACUUACUGUCCAAGACGACUCCUAGGUACUUAGUGCGGUCCUUUGGUGAUAGUUCUGUUCCGUUUAGCGAGGGAAACCUCCAUUGAGGGAUUUUGUAUUUCCUUGUAAACACAGGUAAAUCGGCUUUUUGUGCAUUCAACCCUAGGCCUGCUUGUGUUGCCCAAUUUUGGACAGUAUUGUGUGUGCUGAUCAUAAUGUUGCUAAUAGUAUGCAGACACUUUCCAGUUAUUACUAUGGCUAUGUCGUCCGCAUAUGCUACUAUUUUGGGAGCUUUACCUUCUAAGUUCUUCAACAGAUUAUUCACGACCAGUGUCCAAAGGAGCGGAGAAAGUACUCCGCCCUGCGGAGGUCCCCUACCAACUUCCUUGGUCGUUCUGGCAUCGUUCCAUUCUGCCGUUAUCCUUCUAGAAGUCAGGAGGCAUUUUACCCAGAGCCUUUUGAGCCUUGCCACCUCAAUGGUCUUUUCAAACCUGCUACAAAAGCUUUUCCAGGACUGACGUUUGGUCCUACGCAAUAUAGCUUUUUGUAGUCUCGUAGAAGAUCUUUAUAUUCGCCCCAGCAUUCAUCAUUCUCUGCUAUUUUGGCCCAGUUGAACAUCUCUCGUACCUUGCGUCUGCAGGACCCGAGUUCCUUGUUCCACCAGGGGGGCUUUGUGUUUUGCCUCAGUUUGUAAUUGAGGACACGCGGAUUGGAAUGCCUUGUUGAGAGCAUUUGUAAAUAGGUUUACGCCCUCCUCUAGUUCUUUGUAAGAUUUAAAAGUGCAAGGUCUGAGUCUCUUACACAAUAAUAGGGUCCCAUAGAGGUCCCAAUUUGCCCUUCUGGGAUCCCUUCUACCUUCAACUCUUAUUUUAGCUUUCGAUUGAAUGGAUGAUGUACCUAUUAUCAGAGAAUGAUGGUGUACCUAACGCCUUCCAGUUCUCCACCAAUACACCUCUACUUGUAAAGAGAGUAAUGUAUAAAACGUUUUUUGAUGUGGGUCCUAUAUAAGUAGGUUCCUCACCUCGAUUGGCUAGCGCUAAACUACUUUGAAUGAUAUAGUUGAAUAGUGACUCACCUCUUUGGUUUAUGUCUGGGCUUCCCCAGAUCGUGUGAUGGGCGUUGGCGUCGGCGCCUACCACCAGCGCCUGCCUCCUGUUACUGGAUGUAGCUGGCAGUUUAUGGAGCUCCGCCGUUGGCGACUCGCUAUCGUGUAGCAUGUAGCAGGAUGCAAGGAGUAUGAGCUCAUCCUUAACACCCUUUACACCCACCACCGUUAGGUCUUCUGUGGAAAGAUGGAGAUCCAUAUGAGAAUACAGUUUUUUGCUCACCAGUAUUGCCGUUCUUACCCUGUUUGUUACGCUCGGAAUGUAUGUUAUAAAGUUUUUUGACUUUAGCCCAGAGACCACGCUACCCGAAGCUAUCCAUGAUUUCUGGACUAGAGCCACGUCGUAGCCGCCCUUCUCUAAAUUGAGAAGGAGCUCGGCUGAGGCGAUCCUACUCUUGUCGAGGUUCACCUGAAGUACGCUCAGCUCCUGAUUUUGCGUCAUCAGACUGCUGGGUAGGUGCCAUCUCCACCACUUGUAAGACCAGUGAAGUCGGCAUUAUCUCUUCAAUGCCGAGAUCUUUUCCACUUCACCUUUUUCGAGAGUGUUCUCGUUGCCGUCCGUAUGCCUGACGUCUAGCUUCUCGGCUGCGUCUUUGCAUCUCCUCCUUUUCGUUGGUGUCUUCGUUUCACCUUCCGUACAGCGCUGCCUCCUCUCCGCAAUAUGCUCCUCAAUACGAUUCGCAAACGCUGGGUUUGAAGCAUUGCACCAAUUACGAGUGGCGAAGUGAGCUCGGCCGUUCUUUACCUCCUCUCUGGCCCAAGCCAACCUUUUCUUCAGAUUAGGCUUGUCUUCGAGUCGGUCGCAAAUCUCGACCGCCGCUUUAUAACGCGCCUUUGCCUUCAACCCCUCCUUGCUUGGCUUCUUUCGGGGCCCUCUCUUGUUGCCAGAGAAGAAGUUCAUCCUCCUUUUCCGUGCAUAUACUUACGGCGCUUUCCUGGUCCGAGUCUUCGUGGACUGUGGAACCGGUGCGACGUAGAAAUCUCGCUGUGCCCGCCGGUGGUAGCAGCCACGCCUCCCACCGACGUUUGGGCUAAUAUCCUAGCCCGCUCUUUUUCGUUUGCUUUGUCCUCCAUGUUGAGUUUUAGAAAUUCGGGGGACUCUACCCCUAGCGUUUUAUACCUAUCGCCAGGUACCUCAUUAGCAAUGGCCAAUGUAGACCCUCAUCCACCCCUCAUGAGGUUGCAUGUGGAGCUGACCACCAUGACGAGGUGAAUGAGGGAUUACACCAGCCUUAGCUAGGUGACGCCUGCCUGCAAUGCAGCGGUUUAGCCUGUCCAUAGACAACCCAUUGCCCAGUCGACACCCGCGCGGAGGGUAUAGCUAAGAGGAAUUCCGUCGACCAUAACGAGUAAUAAAGUGUAAUGUUCGUUGAAUUAGAAUAAACUCGUAUAACGAGUAAUCAAGUGUAAAAUUAGUACAGUGACUCGUAUUUGACAAUCCAGUGAUCGAACUCAGGGUAGAGUUUCAGCGAAAACGAUUUAUUUUGGAAAUCCGUUACAAUAUACUUUGUAUGUGGUUGCAAUUCUAUUCCACCGCUCCCAAUAACACUAUUUCUGCUGAGGAAUCAUGUUGAAGUUGUAUGCGAUUGAAGUGUUUCAACGACAGUACAUACAGUAGAAAACCUUAUUCGUGGGGAAUUCUCGGUGGUAAGAUAGACGCCAUCUUGGAAAAACACAGUGUUGUAUAUAUUGAGUACUUCAUUUUAGUGAAACCUUAGUCAUAAAAAAGCAAAUAUUAUAUAUAUUCUUGUCUUAUAUAAAGCGAAAUUAUUAAUUUAUGCUAUAUUUCACUUAUAGAAGAUUUUAACAUCAAUGUGAGCCAUAUUAUAUGCAAAAAAAAUAUUUAAUAUAAAUGAGAUAUUUUAUAAGUGGUGAGAAUAAAAUACAGCUCUCAUACAAGUACUUCUCUGUGGUAAGUUAUUUUUGGCCACAAUUAUUUAAACUUUACUGCCACAAAAUUAAAAAUAAAACCCAAUUUCGCUAGUUUUUACUUAAAUUAUUUACAAAUAUUUAUAUUUGAAAAGCUUUGAAUAGCAAAGCUUUGAUGUACACAAAAGCUUUAUGAGCUUGAAAUGAUACGUGGCCGCCUCCUUAUUAAACAUUUUUAAAACAAAAUAUGUCAUGAUCCUAUUGAAUAGGUAUUUCAAACCAUCGUGUCCAAAGUAACAAGAAUCAAAAUCGUCAUUUAAUACUAAUACACGUUUUUUUAUGAAAUUUAUAAAAAGCUCAAGUUUGACGAAUCCUUCACUUUUUAUUUUGUAAAAGUAUAGGCGUCUUCAGAGAUCUACCCUUUCUCGAAUAGUGUUAAAUACAGCAAACAAUUGUGUAUAUUAAAAUAUUAAUUAUAUAUAUAACCAUAUGAACAUGAAAAUUAAUUUCUCUGAAGGAAAUCGUUUCCAAUUAUAUCAAUUUACAUACAAUGUCUAAUAGAUUGCUUACUAUCUAUGGAAGACAUUGCCAAAGCUUGAAAAGUUUGCCAAGAACUAUCUUGAACCAGACAUACAUACUCGUUCAAGGUUAUUUAGUGAAAAUUGUUCAAACUGUUUCAUAGUAAUAUUAAAUCUUUUAAAAUUUUAAAGCGCAAAAUACAGUGUCAUUAACCAAGGGAUGUAUUUAUUUAAAUACAAGAUUUAACAAUUUGUUUAAUCGCGUUAUACACUUGUAUCUCUAACUUAUUAAUAAAUAACAUUUAAUACCACUAUAAAAUUUAAUAAAUAUGCGAAAUAAUUUAAAAUAAUUCCAAUAAUAAUGAAAACAUUUAUUUUAUUUAAUAAUUAUUUAAGUACUGUUCAUCGGACUUUAAAACUUUUGUGAAGAUUAAAUGCUAACACAACACCCUAAUUACCACAAUUGUAGCAAAAAAAGCGUAGCGCACAACCCAAGUACGAGUCGGUGGUGUGUAAAAAAAAGAAAAAUAAUGUAAGCAAACCAAUGGUUUUCUACUGUAUAUACUGAGGUUAAAACCUCAUGAAACCUAACUAAACUAUUAACCUAGAAAUGUGUAAAUCCUAAUGUUUUUCCGUGCUGCGAAUAUCUGUUGGAAAACUCUUAUUGUUUUCUUAACUUUUAUUUAUUUUUUCAUUUGUCCGAUUUUGCCUACAAUACAAUCUCAUAUUACUAAUUGUAACGUGUACGAAGUUUUAUGAAGAUAUCAAGAUUUCAAAUCAAAUUAUCGCUCGACCGAAUAGCCGAAUGAACAGACUGAUAGACAUAUCAACUAAAAUUUUAAAUAUAAACUAUUGUAACGAAAAUGGCACCAGAACAAACUAGAAUUGACUAUCGAAAUCGAUAACUUGCCAGAUGUAUCUAGACAUCGAUACUCGUAGUUGCCAGAAUGUUCGAGUGGCGAUGUAUCGCUAACAAUCGACUAUAUAAGGGCUGUCGGACUGGCAGCAACACACAGUUCUGAUAAGAGAGUUGUCGAGUGAGGACAAUUCUAAGAAGAGAGUUGUCGAGAAAAGUGUAAACAAGUUAUAAGUUAGAGUUGUAAAGUAGAGUAUUGAGUACUAAAGUGUUAAGUUAUAAAGAAUUAGAAAUAAAGAUUAGUGUAUAGCCAUUAAAGUGUGACUUUUAUUUGACAAUCCAGUGAUCGAACUCAGGGUAGAGUUUUAGAGUAAACGACAGAUUUUUGGAAAUCCGUUACAAUUGGUGUCAGAAGUGGGUUUGCCAGAUAAAACUGCAGAAUAGAUAAUGACUCAGUUAACUGAAGAAGACAUGAACAUGAUUUUGUCUGCAGUGUCCCAGAUGUCAUCGGAGAUGAAAUCCCAGUUUGAAGCGCAGGAGACACGCUUAACAACAAAGUUGUCCCAACAGAUGAAGGACCAAAUAACAGAGCUAUCAACGCAAAUAUGAGCUCAAUUUUCUUCACAGUUAAAAGAGCGGAUGUCGGAAGCGAAUGGGGUAUCUUCACAGUUGGGAAAGCAGAAGGAAGAAUCAAUGGAUGAGACUUCAAAUAAUGUGGAUGUGUCAAUACAGCUGAAAAAGCAUGAAGAAAUUUUGUUAACACAGACUGAAGCGAAUGAGGCGCGUAUGUCAAAGCCUUGGGAAGCGCAUGUGCAGAUUUCCUCAACACAUUCGGAAGCGAAUAGGGUGUCCUCUCAAUUGGAAAAGCAGGAGGAAGAGUCAAUGGAUGUGACCUCAAAUAGAGCAGACAUAUUAAGACAGCUUGAAGAGCAUGAAGUGCAUGGAGAGAUUUUGUUAACACAAUUGGAAGUGAAUGGGGUGUCCUCACAGUUGAAAGAGGAGGAGUCGAUGGAAGUGACCUUAAAAAGUGAAGAGGUGUCAACACAGCUGGAAGUGUAUGGAGAGUGUGUACCAUCGCAGGUUUCAGAACAGGUGUCUACACAAUUGAAGGAGCAGCAGGCUCAUAUAUUGACGCAGGUGACCCCAGAGAGGACAGACGUGUCAUGGACAAAAGAUUGUGAUAUGAAGGAACGAGAAUCUCAAGAUGAAGCUCCAGUUGUGAAACGUCCAAAGAAAGAUGAAAUGUCUGCAUAACCUCUAGUCGCAAAGGCACACUGGAACGGUUUUAAGUAGGUGGCUGGUUGCUUAUAUCGAGUGUGGAAAGGCAAAGGAGGAUACUGCUCCCGAUCUCUCAUGGUUGUUCGAAACGAAAGAUCACCUAAAGUUCGCUACGAGAUGCACAAAGGUCCAAGUGAAGUGCACAUAAGAAUCACGGAAACCUUGGGAAGGUUGAGGAAUCAGUUUUGUUGGGUUGAUUGUCGUAAGUUCCAAGAGACAUGGUCAGAUGAAGCAGUACAGUUCGGGAACGCCAUUUGAGCAAUUUGCCAUGGUUGUAGCUGGUCCAUUACCUACCAGCAGAUCGGGAAACAGGAGUGGUUUGAUUGCUAGGACGGAUAAAUACCCAAUUCUAUGCCAAGAGACUGUCGAGAUGGUGGACAUAGACAUCAAAAGUUGGGAGAUGUGCAGAGAGGAAAUGUGUCCGGAAAAUAUGUGAAGCUGCAUCACACCCACGAUCCGAUAUCAUGGUGGAAAGAAUCAGUCGAAACUUGGAAGAGCAUUUUAGAAAGCUGGUGGACAGGUAUCACCACAGGUACAGAGAAUGUCCAUAUAUCCAUAUUCCUGGCUUAUCGACCUGCUGUCCAGGAAUCAUCGGCGUAGACGACUGCGAGUAUAAUUUUUGGUUACGGAAUGAGUUAAAGUUUAGGAUUAAUGCCAAUGGAGAAAGGAAUGUUAAGGAGGACGACAGUGUCCUAGAAGACGAAUUAGGGGAAGAAAUGCUAAGCGUUUGGUUCUGGAAGUAUGUCUAAUCGGAACGAUCAGACUUAAGUGGAGGGCAGUGUAACGAAAAUGGCACCAGAACAAACUAGAAUUGACUAUCGAAAUCGAUAACUUGCCAGAUGAAUCUAGACAUCGAUACUCGUUGUUGCCAGAAUGUUCGAGUGGCGAUGUAUCGCUAACAAUCGACUAUAUAAGGGCUGUCGGACUGGCAGCAACACAUAGUUCUGAUAAGAGAGUUGUCGAGUGAAAAAAUUCUAAGGAAAAAGUGUAAACAAGUUAAGUUAGAGUUGUAAAGUAGAGUAUUGAGUACUAAAGUGUUAAGUUAUAAGGAAUUAGAAAUAAAGAUUAGUGUAUAGCCAUUAAAGUGUGACAUUAUUUUUUGACUAUCCAGUGAUCGAACUCAGGGUUGAGUUUUAGAGUAAACGACAGAUGUUUGGAAAUCCGUUACACUAUCCUAUCUUUUAGCGCCUGCUACACGUUCACUAUUUAUCGUGAUAUUUCCUGUAUCGCGAUAUUUAUUGAACGUUUAGCAUGCAAUAUUGAUGGAUCACGAUCCAUAUUAAAAAAUAUUUAACUAUUUUGAAAUCCAGAUCGCAGAUCGUGAGAUAAAUAUUGAACGUGUAACAUAUUUUGUGAUUUACAAGUUCGAAUUGGUGAAAGACAACAGUGCCAACAUUUUAAAAUCGACUUUAUUCUAAUAAGGUGAACAUGCAAUGUACGAAAAAUUAAACAAAUAUAUUUUUAAAAUAUUUUUCUUGUGAAAACACUAACAACAUCGUAUAAUAUUGACGUAAUAUCCAUCAAUAUUCUAUAUAGAUCGAAAUCCAAAUAUCACGAUAAAUAUUGAAGGUGUAGCAGGCGCCUUUAAGUUUGACCAAAUUGAAUUCGUGUUCAAAAUUUCAUUUAAAAUGGUUCAGUAGUAUAGGCGCCAAUCCCAGACAAACAACGUGACAUGGAAUUUAUAUAUAUAUAUAUAGAUUUGGCUUUAUAGCAAGCUGGUUUGUGAUAUGUUUCUUUUUUUUACAUAUUCAUAUUAUUGUAACGGAUUUCCAAAAUCUGUCAUUUACGCUGAAACUCUACCCUGAGUUCUAUCACUGUAUUGUCAUAUAAAAGUCACCAAUUAAUGGCUAUAUGUAUGUAUGUGAUUGGCGUUGCAACCGUUUACCCGGUUAUAGCCGAAUCGACGAUAAGACUCCCCUUGGUUGGCGGGUUUCCCAGGUUUCAGUAGUAGGACCACUCUUCCGAUUUUCAACAUAUCGGGUAUUUUAAGAGUGAUUAGCUACAAAUUGAGAACAUCGAAGAAUUGAUUCCGUCUGGGCGAAUGGCUCAGGAGGACUUGGCCUUCCUGAUGACAUCCCGAACCUCCCCGCUGGUGAAAACAAGUGGCGCGCAGUUGUUUCGCAUUUUGCGCAGCCGUCUAGUGACAUGCCUUUUAGCUUUGUCAACCGGGUGGUGCAGUAUAAAUUGUCGGCUAAAAUAGCUCGCGCACCUCUCCUGGUCCGAGGAGGCAUGGCUACCGAAUGGAAUUUCAACCCGGUCGUCAUGUCUCCUCGGGUUUGACAGGGAUUUGACGGUCCGUCAAACCCUUGGGGAUUUCCAAGUCCGCUAUCUCCACGAUCUUGCUUUGGAUUCCGUUGCAGUUAAAUUGUAAGAGUCGGAUGUGUCGUGGUGUUGCUGUCGUGACCCUGGGAGUGAAGUACAGGUUGAGGUUGUUGCAACUGUGUUACCCGCAAAGGAAAUUGUCGCACUUCGGCUUCGUUUGGCGACUCCGAUUUUGUUGGUUGCGGGUGCAGACUCUUAUUACAGCAUAGGGCAACGUACGAUACACUCCACUCACGUGUGGUGCGCAUGCCGGAACAGUGCAGGAAUUGCAUUUGACUAAGGUCACGUUCCGACGUAUUACGGUCUGACACACGGAACAGACUGUGCCAGGUACCAGGAGUUGCCUUGAAGUGCUCACACGAGGAUUGGAGCGGGAUGAAGGUUGGGGGAUUGGUCGCAUUGGAAGUCAUGUUGCCUCGUUGAGCUCCAGGGGGCCCUAAGUUGACCACUUCCUGGAGGUGGCGGCGCGUUGGGCAAACUAGGUGCUAGUUGCACUGCCGUAGAGUCAAUAGUCGCAGUAGUGCGUUGACAGCAUGGGGACACAUUACGUGUGGUCCACUCCCUACGAGUCUUAAGGCCUGAACAGGUCUUAAGAUGGCUCCAUCCAUUGCAUGAAUUACACCUAACUGAGGUGGAGUUUGGAUGGAGCUUCUUAGCGCAGGCCCUGCUGCAAUUCGUUGCUCCAAUGUUGACUAGACUUAGUACUUAUCGAUAAUAACAGGGAUAGACCGUUGAAAGGGCAGCCCUUAACUGGAUAAAAUCCGGGUCAACUCCGGUAACGUAGAACCGGCUGCAGUGGGAGUUGGCCGUCGCUACGUCAUGUCGUCGUCUUUGUGUUCAGAGCAUAUCAUAUCACUCGUUUAUGCGUAUGCAUGCGUUUAACAUGUUAAGGAUCGGAUUUGAAUACGCAAAGAUGUUGAAUAUUUUAGGUUUGUUUCGUCGAAAAAAGACAUAUUUUCAUGAAUUUUUUUAGAAAAAAUUAUUGCUGUAGGUUUAUUUUACUUAUUAUUAUAUGAAAGUACAACAUUUGAAGGAUACUUAAAAAAAGUUUUAUCGAAAAAUUGCGAGGAAUAACGGAUUUAUGGUCGAUCUCUGCAGGCAUCUCGAAAAGAAGUGUUUGUGCGGUGACCAGCCUACAGCAUCGCUGGAUCAUCCGAAACCAAAAAAUCAAAAUGUUUUCUUUAGUUUAUUAGUUUAGCUUUCAAUUGACGUCGAGUUUUUUUUUAAUUUUUAAAUUUUUGGUACCAUUUUCAAGCCAAAAUGACGAUUUUAGACGAAAAAAUCGACCUAUUUGUUAUUGUAAAAUUGUUAGUAAUUAAAAUUUUUGGAAAAGCUCCACGUAAUUCGAGAGCUAUAUAUAUGUAGAAUAUUUGUUAAAAAUUUCAAAACGAUCGAUGCACUAGUUUUUUCUGUAGGCUGGUCACCGACUUUAAAAAUGACAUAUUUGGGAAAAUCGAUUCAAAGUUUUGUACACUCAGCGCAGGUUGCUGGAGGUACCGUUAUUCAACCUGCUGUAACUUUGUUAGUUUUUCUCCGAAUGACCUAAAACUUUAACACAAUAUUCUUGAGAUGUUGAUGGUUCAGAAAAAAAAUAAAAAAAAAAUUAAAAAAACAAGUUGUCAAACCUUACCCCCCCCUCGAACUAACCCCGAUUAAAGCAGUUAUUCCGAGUUAACGCCGCCGGGUGUUAAUGUAAAUUUUAAAGGAAUUGACUGAUAAAGUAGAUAGUUUAUAUUUUAAUUCUUCACCUUUUUUCAUUUAGAAAUGAAGCUAACAGCCCUAUUCUCAUGCCCUCACAAAAAUUACCACACUCACUACUGUGCGGUUUUUGAAUUUCGUGAUGAUUACCUUAUUCUGGCGAAAAUUCAAAAGCUCAAAUGCUCACAAUUUUGUCAAACUUCAGUGUCGUAUGAAAGCAGCAAUUUCAAAAACAUCUGUGAUUGUUUCGUUUUGCAUCAAUAUUUGAAAACAAAUAUGUAUGUAAAUAUUUGAGUUUUAUAACUAGCAUAGAGGAACUAUUUUAUUUUGUUUGUGCUGCUAGUGUUGAAGAGCAGGAGGAAUCAGUAAGGAGGUAGGAAGAAAAUUUUGAAGGGUAUGUGAGCAAGGAGACCAAGGAUAUUCAUUGGAACCAUGCAAAUUUUUGACGGGCGAUGUCACAUUAGAAACGCCGUACUGUUCGUUCGUUUUGUUUCGAUAUCUUCACUGGUGCUUAAUUUAUACGUCCUAAAGUGGGGGAUGGUCAUAUGUAGAAGUUUACGCAAGUGAGGAAAAGUACUGACCACCAAUCAAUUAGGAGUGCCCAGGAAUAAUUGUUUUGGAUAUGACUUAAGCAGCUCACGACUUCCGGUUUUAGACCAAGCACCCUCUGGGUCGCCAACAGACAUCCGUUUAGAGACGAGCUAAAGUAAGACAGCGAAGCCCGAUUCUGCGGUUGUGCGUAGGGAUUGGGACCCACCACAUAAAUUCGUUGAAAUUGAUCAAAUAGUUUCUGAGAUUUGAUUUUGACCCGUAAGUAGGCGGCCCUUUUAGUAGUUUUAAAAAUAACAUUUCUAUGGGAGGUGGGCAUGGAGUGCCUAAGGGAAGUGACUCCAAGAAGUUUGGUUGAUAUAGCUUUAACAGUUUACGAAAUAUGUACAAAAACAUUAUAAGGAGCUGAUCAACGCCCACUUUUACAAACAAACUCCAUUCUAAUAUACCCCGAUGUGACCCUCUAUACAAAAUUAAUUACUAAGCUUUAUUUAUGGCUUAGUUAUAGUACUUUAAAACUUUUCGGUGAACGCCAUUUAGACAUGGCAAUAGUAUGAUUUCGUCCAUUUACAAUAGCAACCUCUCCUAGUGGCCCGGAAUAUGUUUACCCAGUUUCACCAAGAUAUCUCAAUUUUUACUCAAGUUACCGCUUGCACAGACGGACGGGCAGACAUGCAUCCGGAUUUCAAAUAUACUCGUCGCCCUGAUCACCCUGAUCACAAAAUAUAAAUUUAAUUUGUAUACUUUCGAAUAAUUUUUCAUAGAGUAUAAUAGUUUUGCCCACUGAAGGGUUAUUUGUAACACCCAAAACUAAACAAGCUUGAGGUGUUAUACAAACAUACAUAUAUGUAUGUAUACAUAUGUACAUACAUAUGAAUAUCAAAUUGUUCAAUGAAACUUAAGACACGUGUUACUUGAAUAAAAUCGCAAAAUUAAAUGAUGCUUAGGAUAGUGUGGAUCACUUCCGACCACACCGACACCGAUUGGCACUCAAUUCCUUACUGAAUACUGUACCCGUGGGCAUAACCGGAAAGGGUAUGGCCCGAAAACCACUAUCAAUCUCAGGCAGGCUGGGUAACUAAUGGAAUGUAUGGCUGGGGACUCCAGAAUCCUCGCGUAUUUUAUUUUCAUUUUUAGGCUACCUAACCAUGUUACCAAGCCUAGUCCUGGCUCUCUCUUAUCUGCUCUUAUAUGUAUAUGCCUUCAAGAUAGGCUUAAAUGGGUAGUAGACGCUGGGGGAGAGUCGCUGAGAGCUUCUUUACGGAUGAGUUGUACAACUGGUAAAAGAAUUCCUGUCCUCAUUAUCAGUGACAGCAGGCUACGUCGCGAUUAGACUAGUUUGAGUGCAUCACCUCAACCGUAUCGCGGGAAAUUGCGAAGUUAAUGAGCUUGCUAGGCUAGGUAUGUCAGUUUUACUACAGUACAUUCUCUUGUGGUUUACUACUAGACGUUUAUCUGACGGUGUGCAUUCCGAUGGAAUAUUGGCCAGUUUCAUUAGAUUCAUCGAGGAGGACGAGGUGGAAUCAUUUCAACUUUUCCCUUGUUAACUCGCUAACGAAAACGCCAGCAGAACUUAAUUUUAUAGUGAAGAAGAUAUAGAAACAUCACCACACUAACUUCUGAUUAUCUUGGCGACAUGUUUUAAUCUUCGCUGGCAUUGUCUCGUCACAAUUUAGAUGAGCACCGAAAUCGUAGGUUUUUACAUUGCUUUAUGUCAUAUGGAAUGGAUUCUUCCAAAAAGCAUCGACUUUAAUUUUAUCACCAUUUACAAAUCUUCCGGCAAUAUCUCCAUGAGCUUACAUGAAUGAGAAAUAACCGGAAUUUCCUUUUAAAAAAUAACAAAAAUGUGGGUUUCAAAAGUGAAAUUCAGAACACCAAAUGUGGGAUUGAAUAGGAAUUUGUUUGAAUUUCAUUUGGAAGUGAAUUAUAGAACCUGCCAGAUUAUGUUUAACAUCAGCAGUUCGCAGUUAUUUUUUAAUAUAAGUGAAUUAUAGAACCUGCCAGAUUAUGUUUAACAUCAGCAGUUCGCAGUUAUUUUUUAAUAUAAUACUGUAAAAAAGGUUUAACCACAGUACACUCUAGAAUCGUAUAGAAUGUAACAUUUACAGCAUUUAACCUUUAUUUAAACCGUAUACAAUAAAAUUCAAAAUUAUAUCCAAAUAUCUUGUUGGCAAUCUCUUCAUAUGUUGAGCUGUAACACUUUUUAUUAAAACAACCGAUUAAUUUUCAAUAACUUUACUGCAUCAUUUUUUUUACUGGUUUUCCGGCUGUUCCAUCAAACGUAUGAAUACAAUUGUUCUUUGUCAUUUUUUAAAACAAUAUUAACGCAUUCUAUAGGUGUUAUGUUCAUCGACAUCUGAAAGCUCACCUUUAAAGUGAACAUCAAUGACAAAAUCUAAAUCGCGAUUAUU
Messenger RNA from Zeugodacus cucurbitae (melon fly), 24906 nucleotides. RefSeq lists its product as uncharacterized. Bases 461 to 1489 code for a protein of 342 amino acids. The transcript is spliced from 5 exons. The record is from RefSeq and is a predicted model, not a curated record. NCBI's taxonomy places the organism in Eukaryota, Metazoa, Arthropoda, Insecta, Diptera, Tephritidae.